AGACACAGAUGUGAGAUGCAGCACGCAGUGGGUAAAAUAGUGGUGUUUGCUCAUUUAAAGGCCUGCAUGUGCCAUACGGUAUGCAUGGCGAACCUUUUUGUGCUGUGCUUUCCUGUAAUGGGUGGAUGUUGGCGCUAACAUGGAUUGCGGACAUUAUAACAUGAGCCAGCUGAGCUGUGGGGGCUAGCGCAGAGCAAGAACAAGAUGAGAGCUGAGGCGAGUGAAAGAAAAAACGACUCAAGUCCGCAAUUUAUGGGACACCUUUGCGUAUUUUAGUGUCUCACAAAAUCAAAGGAUGCACUGGUCAAUGAACACACUGCCCUUGCCUCCAUAUGUUGAGCUGGGUGUCCAUUCACUGAGCGGCCUUCUGUGGACCCUACUGCUCUUGUUUCUAUGGCACUGUUAUCGGAUGGGCUCCGACCUGCCAAUCCCAGGUCACACACAUGCUGGAAAGCUCAAGUCGGGCUUAAGGCGGUCCAUGAUGUCCCGUAGCGGUAGCUGCGCCGGAACAAAGUGUAGUGCACGGUCCAAGCUAUUGAGGAGUGAUCAAAUUACUCCCUUUAUUUCCAUGGAAACAGAGGAAGAUGAGGAGCAGGGACAGGGCUACCUCACCCCAGUGCUGAGUCAUGCCUUGUUCCCAGCCCAGGCAUCUGCAGAAGCCAAGAAACUGUACACAGCACUGCAAGAGUACGCCAAGCGCUAUAGUUGGGUGGGCAUGGGUCGCAUUCAUAAGGGCCUCCGAGAGCAGGUCAGACUGAAUGAUCACUCUGCUAUACAGAAGCCUCAUCUUUUCUUCCUGCCAGAUGUCCCAAGUGUUCCUUUCUUCCCACGUGAUGCUCAUCGGCAUGACAUUGAGGUCUUGGAAGCAAACUAUCCUGUGAUUUUGGCCGAGUUCCAGGCUGUUUACCAGAGGGGCAUUGACUCAAAAUUAGGCUGGACGUGUCUGGGACCAAAGGGCCAGGCAGUAUUUUCUUUGUACAGCGCAGGUGUCUGUGUGGCGGGAAACUGUCGCUCCUGUCCUUGCACCUACCGGACACUGCUUUCUCUCCGUACGUUUAUAAACAGCAACUCAUUGGGAUCUGCUGGAUUUUGGCUGCUGGGGCCCGGUGCUACACUGGGGAGCUCAUAUGGACCCACCAAUACACGUCUACGUUGUCAUCUAGGUCUGCAAACUCCACCCCUGUGUGAGCUGGUGGUGGGAGGGGAGCCUCAGUGCUGGUCAGAGGGACACUGCCUUCUGGUUGAUGAUUCCUUCCUUCACACUGUCUCCCAUAAGGGGCCUCCAGAUGCCGGACCCCGAGUCAUUCUGAGUGUGGACCUCUGGCAUCCGAAUGUGGCUGCGGCAGAGAGACAAGCUUUGGACUUCAUGUUCAGCCCUGACCUCUGAAUUCACUCCUGAACUACCAAAAUACAACAUGCAGGGGUGCCUUACCUUAGCCCUGCUUGUUGUUGGUCAUAUAGUUCAUUCCAGUCAAUGAAACACUGUGUGAAUCUGCCCUAAGAAUUACACAAGCCAUUAGCCAUGCUUUCAAGUGGUAUUAGAUUUAUGGUCUAUGCAAAUUACCCAACAGGAAGUGCCAAAUGGAAACAUUUGAAAUGGCAUGACAUGGGGAAAUUUGGCUGCAAACUAUGAACUGACAUCACUUGAAAGCACAAUAAAACCUAACCUAAGAAGAGCAGAUCUGGUGUAUAUUAUGCUUGUGAAUGCUAUUUGCAUGUGAAACCUAUUUGUUAUGAUUUUGGACUUUGUUUUGAGAUGCUGGUGCAUGUGCUAUGCCUUCAGGAAGGAAAGGCCACGAGAGUCAGCCUGAGAUGCUUUAUUUUAAGUUUACCUAUGGUUCAACCAACAAACUGUGAAAACAUGAAACUGAAAAACAUGAAAAAUUAUAUACAUAUAAAUUUUGAUUUAUUUUUGCUUCUCAGUUUGAUGCCAAACAUAUGUUACCUUUUGCAUACUGUGAUUAUGUUUCCUCUUCUUAUUACUAUCUUGUAUGUAAGCUGGUGUGUAUCUAUCUAUGAAGUAUAACAUGCAUACAUCAGGGUUUUUGUUAAUUCUAUUCAACAAUUAAAUAACAAAUAAAUCAAUAUUGACUCAG
Messenger RNA from Thunnus maccoyii (southern bluefin tuna), 2096 nucleotides. It is a transcript of the gene asphd1, whose product is annotated as aspartate beta-hydroxylase domain containing 1. The transcript is spliced from 6 exons. The record is from RefSeq and is a predicted model, not a curated record. The coding region runs from base 296 to 1387 and encodes 363 amino acids. Lineage: Eukaryota; Metazoa; Chordata; Actinopteri; Scombriformes; Scombridae.